Molecule: messenger RNA, 1690 nt
Organism: Zingiber officinale
Lineage: Eukaryota; Viridiplantae; Streptophyta; Magnoliopsida; Zingiberales; Zingiberaceae
Product: serine/threonine-protein kinase 38-like
Exons: 12
Coding region: 53-1690 (545 amino acids)
Biological process (GO): intracellular signal transduction; peptidyl-serine phosphorylation
Molecular function (GO): ATP binding; protein serine/threonine kinase activity
Source: RefSeq, a predicted model, not a curated record
ACGCUCGAAUAUCUCGUGCUAGUUCAUACUGAUCUUGUUUACGCCUCCAGUUAUGGAUUCGGCUAGGAGUUGGCUGCAGAAACUCCAGCAAAGAGAAAAGGUUUCAAAGAAGAAAGAGCAGGGACUGAAUGGCGUCGAUGAGAGUUAUGAAGAAGAGCAUUCCAGUGCAACGAGGCAAAGGGUAGCUACAGCCAAACAAUACAUAGAAAAUCAUUACAAGGAGCAGAUGAAAAAUUUGCAAGAACGCAAGGAAAGACGAUGUAGUCUGGAAAAGAAGCUAGCUGAUUCUGAUGUUUCGGAAGAAGAACAACUCAAUAUUCUUAAGUAUCUCGAGAAAAAGGAGACAGAGUAUAUGCGCCUUCAAAGGCACAGAAUGGGAGUGGAUGAUUUUGAACUACUCACAAUGAUAGGGAAAGGUGCUUUUGGGGAGGUCUGGGUUUGUAGGGAGAAAGACACUGGUAAUGCGUAUGCAAUGAAGAAGCUUAAGAAAUCUGAAAUGUUACGUCGAGGUCAGGUUGAACAUGUUAAAGCUGAAAGGAAUCUUCUAGCAGAGGUCGAUAGGAAUUGUAUAGUGAAGCUAUACUUCUCCUUCCAAGACAAUGACUACUUGUAUCUGAUUAUGGAGUAUCUACCUGGUGGUGAUAUGAUGACAUUGCUUAUGCGAAAGGAUACAUUGAGCGAGGAUGAAGCCAGAUUCUAUAUUGGUGAAGCAGUUCUAGCUAUCGAGUCUAUUCAUAAGCACAAUUACAUUCACAGGGAUAUAAAGCCUGAUAAUCUACUACUAGACAGAUAUGGCCACCUUAAGCUUUCAGAUUUUGGAUUGUGUAAGCCAUUGCAUUGUUAUUUUCCGAAUUUGCAAGAAAAGGACACCAAUGUUGGAAAGAACUCUAGUUGUUCUCCUCAACUCAGUGAACAGCCAUCUUUACCGAAACGCACUCAACAGGAGCAGCUAGAGCACUGGCAAAAGAAUAGGAGGUCAUUGGCAUACUCUACGGUUGGUACGCCUGAUUACAUUGCUCCAGAAGUCCUACUGAAGAAGGGUUAUGGGGUGGAAUGUGAUUGGUGGUCACUAGGAGCCAUCAUGUAUGAAAUGCUUAUCGGUUAUCCUCCAUUUUAUUCUGAUGAACCUAUGGCAACCUGCAGAAAGAUAGUUAAUUGGCGAACACACCUGAAGUUCCCUGAAGAAGCAAAACUAUCUCCCGAAGCGAAAGACUUAGUCAGUAGACUCUUGUGCAACGUUGAACAACGACUUGGCACGAAAGGGGCUGAUGAGAUAAAGGAUCACCCUUGGUUCAAUGGUGUUGAGUGGGACAAACUUUACGAAAUGGAGGCCGCAUUUAUACCCGAGGUGAAAGAUGAACUGGAUACCCAAAACUUUGAAAAGUUCGAAGAGUCUGACAGCCAAAUUCAAUCUUCAUCUAAGUCAGGCCCCUGGAGAAAGAUGCUUUCAUCCAAGGAUUUGAACUUUAUGGGAUACACAUAUAAAAACUUUGAAAUAGUCAAUGAUGGAGAAGUGCCUGGAAUGACUGAACUGAAGAAGAAGGGCAAAUUGAGGAAGCCAAGUAUCAAAUCUCUCUUUGAGUGUCCAGAAACAGAGGAGCUGCAAGAUGAACUCAUUCAAGCGCAUUCGCUCAGUAGUUCGCCUAACCGACUAGAAGCCUCAAAAAGCCAGAGGGCAGCCUCACCAUAA